AUGACUCAGACAAGCCCUACGGACAAGACCCAAGGGGUCAUAGAUGUUGAAGCAUUGAAGAAAGAAAUUCGUGAGCAAAUUUUAUCCGAACUGAAGGAACAAAAACAAGAACAAAAGCCAGAGGACCAAAGAGAAAACUUAGUGAAAAACAACUUGCUGGCAUUAGCUGCUGGACAAAAGAACCCAAGACUACUGCGAAAAAAGCUAGAGAAGAAGCUGAAAAGCUAA
Molecule: messenger RNA, 228 nt
Organism: Trichomonas vaginalis G3
Lineage: Eukaryota; Parabasalia; Trichomonadida; Trichomonadidae
Exons: 1
Coding region: 1-228 (75 amino acids)
Source: RefSeq, a predicted model, not a curated record